UCAUUGGCUGCACUGUGUUCAAGUCACGCGCACUGCUGCGGUAUUCAUAACAUUUUUUAGCAGACUCGUUCACAUUAAUCUUAUCCCGAAAGCUGAAAAUGGAUUUUCUGGUUAAACUAUUUGCCCAGAACAGGAAAGUAGCUUUUUGCAUGACAGGGACGGCUGUGGCUUUGCUCGGAAUCGCGCUUGGUUACAGAUACACGCGCAGGCAGAAAAAGUUAACUCGAGUCGGUGUUGUGUCGCAGCUGUUGCUUCAUCCCAUGAAGUCUGGGAAAGCGGUGUGUGUUCCUGCAGCCGAGUGUCUGAGAAUGGGCCUUAAAUGUGGAGAUCUUCGUGACCGUCACUGGCUGGUCAUUACAGAAGAUGGCCACAUGGUGACAGGGAGACAGCAGCCUCGCUUAGUUCUUGUGUCUCUGACUUGUGAGGGGGACCAGGUCUGUCUCAAUGCUCCUGAGAUGGAGGAGCUCAAGUUUCCCCUUAACCAGCCCAGCAAUCCCAUCUUUAAGUGCAGGGUGUUUAGUUCAGACACCGAAGGCAGAGACUGUGGUGAUGAAGUAUCUAACUGGUUCACUCGAUAUCUGGCAGCAGACAAGACCUUCCGCUUGGUGCACUUUGAACCUCAGUUAAAGGCACGAGUGCCUCCUGAGAAAGGCUUUCCCAAGGAUGAAAAGGUGGCUUAUCCUGAUGCUGCUCCUGUCAUGUUGAUGUCCGAGUCUUCUCUGAAUGACUUGAGCAGCAGAAUGGAUCGUGACAUCUCUGUUUGUCAGUUCCGGCCCAGCAUUGUGGCCAGCGACUGUGAGCCUUUCAGUGAGGACUCAUGGGACUAUGUACAGAUUGGCCAAGUGGAGAUGCAGAGAGUUAUGGGCUGUGGAAGGUGUAUUUUCACCACUGUUGAUCCUGAAACUGGAAUAAUCACUAGAAAAGAGCCACUGGACACUCUCAGAACUUAUCGGCUAACCGACCCUGCCCAGAAAACUGCACCAAUACUUGGGCAGUACUACACAGUGAAGAAAACUGGGAUCUUCCAUGUUGGUGAUCCCAUAUACAGAAUUAGUUACUGAGGAAGGACAUGAUGGACCUAACAUGAAGCUCAAAUCUUAGAACAAAUAUAUAAUUCAUGUCAAUGUAAUAUGCAAAUUUGCAUGUCAUUAGUGCUUACAACCAACACUACUUUGUGUGCAUAAUGUACAUGUGCAGAUGUUCCUUAAGAAGUUUAAAGGAAAACAUUGAAUA
Molecule: messenger RNA, 1233 nt
Organism: Ictalurus punctatus (channel catfish)
Lineage: Eukaryota; Metazoa; Chordata; Actinopteri; Siluriformes; Ictaluridae
Gene: marc1
Product: mitochondrial amidoxime reducing component 1
Biological process (GO): nitrate metabolic process
Cellular component (GO): mitochondrial inner membrane
Molecular function (GO): molybdopterin cofactor binding; molybdenum ion binding; nitrate reductase activity
Source: RefSeq, marked provisional